This is a messenger RNA of Ochotona curzoniae (black-lipped pika), 2001 nucleotides long. It is a transcript of the gene GK, whose product is annotated as glycerol kinase. The record is from RefSeq and is a predicted model, not a curated record. Bases 108 to 1853 code for a protein of 581 amino acids. Gene Ontology annotation, molecular function: glycerol kinase activity. NCBI's taxonomy places the organism in Eukaryota, Metazoa, Chordata, Mammalia, Lagomorpha, Ochotonidae. Gene Ontology annotation, cellular component: mitochondrion. Gene Ontology annotation, biological process: glycerol metabolic process; glycerol-3-phosphate biosynthetic process; triglyceride metabolic process. The transcript is spliced from 21 exons.
CGGACUCGUGCCUUCUCGCCCUCCGGCCUCGCCGCCAGCUCCUCCCUAGUCCGCCGCCGUCACCCGGGAAACCGGCUGAGCUCGCCCGCAGACUUGAAGCUGGUUUCAUGGCAGCCUCGAAGAAAGCAGUUUUAGGGCCACUGGUGGGAGCUGUGGAUCAGGGCACCAGCUCGACGCGCUUUUUGGUUUUCAAUUCAAAAACAGCGGAAUUACUUAGUCAUCAUCAGGUGGAAAUAAAACAAGAGUUUCCAAGAGAAGGCUGGGUAGAACAAGACCCUAAGGAAAUUCUGCAGUCUGUCUAUGAGUGUAUAGAGAAAACGUGUGAGAAGCUUGGACAGCUCAACAUUGAUAUUUCCAACAUAAAAGCUAUUGGUGUUAGCAACCAGAGGGAAACCACCGUAGUCUGGGACAAGUUAACUGGAGAGCCUCUCUACAAUGCUGUUGCUGCUCCAGUUUCUCCUGGCCCUUCAGUUCCAGUUGCCGUUGCUCCCUCUGGCUCUUCAGUUCCAGCUGCUGCUACUUCGUCAGUGUGGCUUGAUCUAAGAACCCAGUCUACUGUUGAGAAUCUUAGUAAAAGAAUUCCAGGAAAUAAUAACUUUGUCAAGUCCAAAACAGGCCUCCCACUUAGUACUUACUUCAGUGCAGUGAAACUUCGUUGGCUCCUUGACAAUGUGAAAAAAGUUCAAAAAGCUGUUGAAGAAAAUAGAGCACUUUUUGGGACCAUUGAUUCAUGGCUUAUUUGGAGUUUGACAGGAGGAGUCAAUGGAGGUGUCCACUGUACAGAUGUAACGAAUGCAAGUAGGACGAUGCUUUUCAAUAUUCAUUCUUUGGAAUGGGAUAAAGAGCUAUGCGAAUUUUUUGAAAUUCCGAUGGAAAUUCUUCCAAAUGUCCGGAGUUCUUCUGAAAUCUAUGGCCUAAUGAAAGCUGGGGCCUUGGAAGGUGUGCCAAUAUCUGGGUGUUUAGGGGACCAGUCUGCUGCAUUGGUGGGACAAAUGUGCUUCCAGGAUGGUCAAGCCAAAAAUACAUAUGGAACAGGAUGCUUCUUACUUUGUAAUACAGGUCAUAAGUGUGUGUUUUCUGAACAUGGCCUUCUGACCACCGUGGCUUACAAACUUGGCAGAGACAAACCGGUAUAUUAUGCAUUAGAAGGUUCUGUAGCUAUAGCAGGUGCUGUUAUUCGCUGGCUAAGAGAUAAUCUUGGAAUUAUUAAGUCCUCAGAGGAAAUUGAAAAACUUGCUAAAGAAGUAGGUACUUCUUAUGGCUGCUACUUUGUCCCGGCAUUUUCAGGGUUAUAUGCACCUUACUGGGAACCCAGUGCAAGAGGGAUAAUCUGUGGACUCACUCAGUUCACCAAUAAAUGCCACAUUGCUUUUGCUGCUUUGGAAGCAGUUUGCUUCCAAACCCGAGAGAUUUUGGAUGCCAUGAAUCGGGACUGUGGGAUUCCACUCAGUCAUUUGCAAGUAGAUGGAGGAAUGACCAGCAAUAAAAUUCUGAUGCAGCUACAAGCAGACAUUUUAUAUAUCCCUGUAGUCAAGCCCUCCAUGCCUGAAACAACUGCAUUGGGUGCAGCCAUGGCAGCUGGGGCUGCAGAAGGAGUAGGCGUGUGGAGUCUUGAACCCGAGGAUUUAUCAGCUGUCACGAUGGAGAGGUUUGAGCCUCAGAUCAACGCUGAGGAAAGUGAAAUUCGAUAUUCUACUUGGAAGAAAGCUGUGAUGAAAUCAAUGGGUUGGGUGACAACACAGUCUCCAGAAAGUGGUGACCCUAGUAUCUUCUGUAGUCUGCCCUUGGGCUUUUUUAUAGUGAGUAGCAUGGUAAUGUUAAUCGGAGCAAGGUACAUCUCAGGUAUCCCAUAAAUAAUAGAACUGAUGGAUCCCCAAGAUGCAUCCAGCAAUUUUCUCUCUUAAUGUGAUGACACUAUUCAUAGACUCUGAUUUAUUUAUAAGCCACUUGCUGCAUGAUCCUCCAAGUAGACUUGUGGCUUGAAAUAAAGAAAAUGCAGCA